AUGUCUGGCACGACCCUGGAAAAUGGCCCACCAAGUUCUUCAACCAGCUCUUUCUCGACGUUGAAGCAAGAAGAGGUUUCGUCGAACCUCGUGUCCUCGUCGCCAAAUCUUGUUGAGAUGACGGCUCCGACGGAAUCCUCUGACGCUUCCAGACAUGAGGCAGUUACGAAUAAACGAGCUUCUCUGAAUAGGUCAAACACUUUACCAAAGGAUAUGUCCAAAGCUGAGUCGGUGGUCGUGUUGAACCGGGACAAGUUGCAGCAAUUCCGUCAAUGGAUGCUCUGCAUUGUCGUUGCCUAUUUUGACGUUGACUACGGCCCCAAAGUCGAAUCCAUCCAUCCGGCGGUUGAACUAAACCCGCAAGAAUGCGAGAACAUCGCAUUUUCCGCCUUCCCUGAUACGUCCCACGGAGCAACAAGCAUUCAUAUCCACUCUUUCCGCAUACGUUCGGACUAUGCCAGGCGCCUAUCAAUUCCGGAUGAUGUCGAAGAGACAUUGAAGUACAAGCAAGACGACGGGUUCUUGUAUGGAUACAGCGCUUUUCUACAACAAAAGGACAAGACGUCGAAGCGCGGCUACUCUCAGCGAUCCAUCAUAUUUCUCACUCGGCACCAAUUCCCAGCACUUUUCUCUGCGGCAAUCGCCACUGCAAUUCCCAUGUUCCAGAAACAUGGAAACGAGAUGCUGGAGACGGCCAUUCAUGGAAUCUCAUCUUGGCCUGCACUGCAAGCCGGCGCUACGCUUGAACUAGGAUUCCUUGGCUCCAUCCUACACGUGGAGAUACCCAAAAGCAUUGAUCAGCAACAACUGACCGAGACGGCUUCAUUUGGAGAGGCCUUUGACCCACACCUGCAUAUACUCGCUUCGCAUCCACCACUUGAAUAUGCUGCGGUGGAAAUCUUCCAAGCCAUCCUCCCAUCCCUUUGGUCCCUAUGGGAGUGCAUCGUGCUUGCCGAACCUAUCUUCCUGUACGCACCAUCACCAGCCAUUGCAAGCGCGGCUAUCUGGUGGCUCAGGGACUGGGUCAGACCGUUGCCAAUGGCAGGCGAUUUUCGACCCUACUUUACGAUUCACGAUCCUGACCACAAACGGUUCAUGAACAAGAAUGCACCUGUGGCUGGAAUCAUGAUUGGAACCACGAACCCGUUUCUAUACGAAGAGUGCAAGCACUGGCCACACAUUGUCAGCCUGACUCCAUCGAAAACGACGCCAUCACCUGGUCCAACACCAGGAUUCAAGACGACCCAUCGACGGUACAUCUCAAAGGACCGCGUCUUGCUCAAGCAACUCGAAACCGCAAUGCACAAGGCAGCUACCAAUAGUACCAGCAGGACAGGCAGUUCGAGUUCGCAUGAACGUCUGAGCGUGUCGAAUCUACUUCGACAACAUUUUGCAGCGCGCGCGAGGGCGCUCUUGGUCCCACUGAACCGAUACCUAACAACACUCAUGCCGAUUCAGCCUUCGGCAUCCACUCUCUCCAUUACCGGCAAUUCCAGCCCCGCGUCUACAUUCCAAGCCAACGCUCAACGCCAAAGAGCGAGGGCGGAGAGCACGGAGAGACUAGCACCGUUUAGUACGGUGGACAUGAUGGCUUCGCUCGAAAAGAACGGCUCUCCGCUCCCAUUCAAGUCUUCGAGCAGACGUCGCGAGUUUUACCAGCGCUGGUUGCGCACACCCGCGUUUGGAGCGUGGUUGGUCCGCGAGGAAGAAGUGGUAAAUCGAGUUCUUGCAGAGCGCAGGGAGCCUGCAUCUUCUGCGAAUGCCACGUCGAGUUUGACGAAUUGA
Messenger RNA from Serendipita indica DSM 11827, 1785 nucleotides. The record is from the annotation of a GenBank genome assembly. Lineage: Eukaryota; Fungi; Basidiomycota; Agaricomycetes; Sebacinales; Serendipitaceae.